Messenger RNA from Salvia splendens (bonfire salvia), 1085 nucleotides. RefSeq names its product 28 kDa ribonucleoprotein, chloroplastic. The transcript is spliced from 4 exons. Bases 98 to 946 code for a protein of 282 amino acids. Gene Ontology annotation, cellular component: chloroplast thylakoid membrane. Gene Ontology annotation, molecular function: mRNA binding. Lineage: Eukaryota; Viridiplantae; Streptophyta; Magnoliopsida; Lamiales; Lamiaceae. The record is from RefSeq and is a predicted model, not a curated record. Gene Ontology annotation, biological process: chloroplast rRNA processing.
AGCCAACUAAUUUCUUCCAUGGUUUCAAAUUCUUAUCUCUAACUCUCUCUCUCUCUCUCUCUCUCUCUCUCUCUCUCUCUCUAACUCGCAAUUGCAAAUGACUUCUGCAACUGCUCUCCAUCUUCGAUUGCUCGAAUGCUGCUGUGCAGCGACUAUCCCCAAAACUUCCAUUUUCAAACCCUCCUUCUCUCUAAAGCAAAUCCACUUCCCUCUCUCUUCUAUUCACCUCAAAUUGAAGACUUCUCCUACCAGAAUCGUCCCAUUCGCCGCUGACACCUCGGAUUGGGGCGCCGACGAUGAAGGGGCAGCCGCUACGGCCGUCGAUUCUUCUUCGUGGGAGAGCGGCGAGGAAAUUGUGGAAGGCGAUGGCGGCGAGGAGUCAUUUGUUCAGCCUUCGGAGGAGGCGAAGCUCUUCGUCGGAAAUUUGCCGUACGAUAUCGACAGUGAGAAAUUGGCGCAGCUUUUUGACCAAGCUGGGGUUGUGGAGAUUUCUGAGGUGAUUUACAAUAGGCAGACGGAUCAGAGCCGAGGAUUUGGAUUUGUAACAAUGAGCACGGUGGAAGAAGCUGAGAAGGCUGUUGAGAAGUUCAAUGGCUAUGAUAUAAACGGAAGAGUGUUGACGGUAAAUAAGGCAGCACCUAGAGGUUCUCAGCCGGAAAGGGUUGUUAGAACGUACGAGCCUUCCUUCAGGAUGUAUGUUGGUAACUUGCCGUGGCAAGUGGAUAAUGCUCGCCUCAUGGAGCUGUUCAGUGAACAUGGCGAAGUCGUUGAUGCCAGAGUGGUGUUCGACAGGGAGACUGGAAGGUCGCGUGGAUUUGGCUUUGUCACGAUGUCGACUGAGGCAGAAUUAAAUGACGCUAUAGCUGCCCUUGAUGGACAGAAUGUGGAUGGGCGUGCAAUUAGGGUUAAUGUUGCAGAGCAGAGACCGAGACGCACCACCUUCUAAUUGAAAUUCAGUGUUUAUUUAUGUAUUUUUUGAAUUAGUAAGUUUGGCUUAUGAGGGACUUUCUAAAUCUUCAUCUCCAAUUUUGUUCUGAACUCCGAUUGUAUUGUGAAGUUACUUCAUCAUACACACUGAUUUGAUA